AUGGCUGCCGUGACCGCGGCGGCCGUCUCUCUGUCCUCCUCGUCCUCCCCAGCUGCUGCUGCCAAGGCCAAGGCGGCGUCCCCGUCGUCGCCAUGCAGCCACCUCCAGUUCCUAUCCUUGUACCCGCAGCGGCGGCGGCACGGCGCCCGCGCGGUGCGAGUGCAGGUGUCCAGCACCGAGACCGCGGAGGCGGAGGCGGUGAAGAAGGAGAAGGUGUCCAAGAAGCAGGACGAGGGCGUGGUCACCAACAAGUACAGGCCCAAGGAGCCGUACAACGGGAGGUGCCUGUCCAACACUAGGAUUACCGGCGACGAUGCGCCCGGGGAGACGUGGCACAUGGUCUUCAGCACCGAAGGCGAGGUCCCCUACAGAGAGGGGCAGUCCAUCGGCAUCAUCGCUGACGGCGAGGACAAGAACGGCAAGCCGCACAAGCUCAGGCUCUACUCCAUCGCCAGCAGCGCCCUCGGAGAUUUCGGCGACUCCAAGACGGUGUCGCUGUGCGUGAAGAGGCUAGUCUACACCAACGAUCAAGGGGAGAUCGUCAAAGGAGUCUGCUCAAACUUCCUCUGUGACCUGAAGCCAGGCGCUGAGGUGAAGAUCACAGGGCCAGUGGGCAAGGAGAUGCUCAUGCCCAAAGACCCCAAUGCAACAAUCAUCAUGUGCAACCAGUUCAUCAUAUAUGCAUGUUCCUCACACUGCUCGCAACGGGUACCGGUAUUUGCUCCGUUCCGCUCCUUCUUGUGGAAGAUGUUCUUCGAGGAGCACGAGGACUACAAGUACACCGGCCUUGCGUGGCUGUUCCUGGGAGUCCCGACGAGCGACACCCUGCUGUACAAGGAGGAGCUGGAGAAGAUGAAGGAGAUGGCGCCGGAAAACUUCCGGCUGGACUUCGCGGUGAGCCGGGAGCAGACGAACGCGGCGGGGGAGAAGAUGUACAUCCAGACGCGGAUGGCGGAGUACAAGGAGGAGCUGUGGGAGCUGCUCAAGAAGGACAACACCUACGUCUACAUGUGCGGGCUCAAGGGCAUGGAGAAGGGCAUCGACGACAUCAUGGUCGACCUAGCAGCCAAGGACGGGAUCGACUGGAUGGAGUACAAGAAGCAGCUCAAGAAGGGCGAGCAAUGGAACGUCGAAGUCUACUGA
Molecule: messenger RNA, 1143 nt
Organism: Miscanthus lutarioriparius
Lineage: Eukaryota; Viridiplantae; Streptophyta; Magnoliopsida; Poales; Poaceae
Source: the annotation of a GenBank genome assembly